Babesia bovis T2Bo is the source of this 1051-nucleotide messenger RNA. RefSeq names its product GTP-ase activating domain containing protein. NCBI's taxonomy places the organism in Eukaryota, Apicomplexa, Aconoidasida, Piroplasmida, Babesiidae. Gene Ontology annotation, molecular function: GTPase activator activity. The transcript is spliced from 6 exons. The coding region runs from base 63 to 998 and encodes 311 amino acids. The record is from RefSeq and is a predicted model, not a curated record.
AAUAGAUAUUUCACGGGAUUCCUUGAACUUGUAUAUUAAAUCCUAGUUUAAUAAUAGCCGUGAUGUUUGGCAGUGCGGUAGCAGGGCGUAUUUGUUCCAUUGAGGGCAACAAUGUCUGCGCCGAUUGCGGAUGUUCAUCUCCUCGCUGGGCUAGCGUCAACAUUGGGGUGUUACUUUGUAUAAACUGUUCUGGUGUUCAUCGUAUGCUGGGUGUGCACAUAUCACAGGUUAAAUCGCUUACUCUUGAUAAUUUGCGGCCUGAGUGGACCAAGGUUCUGCUUGAGGUUGGCAAUGAUUUAGCGAAUCAGUAUUACUUGUACAAGUUGCCAGCUCGUGUACCGAAACCUAAUGCCAACACAUCGCCUAGGGACAUGGAGAUUUGGAUUCGUAACAAAUAUGAGCGCAAGAUUUAUGCUAUGGACGGUGUAGAAGAGCCAUAUAUAUUGUUAGCGAAGGGUUACAAUCCUCGUGAGGUAAUAUCACGCGGUGCGGUUCCCGUAUCUCGUCCACAAACUUCAUCUCUUGAGCGUGCUCCUAAGGACGGUUUCGACUCUGCUUUUAGCAACCCUGGUCCAGAUUUCCAUGGUACUAAUAAAAAUCGACCUACACCUGUAUCUGAGGAUUUGUUUGGUACUGCUACGGUUCAGAACACUCCAUUUGAUGCUUUUCCGGAUUCUGGUACAGCCCCUAAAUGGUCGGGUGAUUUUUGGCCCACUGCUUCUGCCAAUGCUGCCAAUGCUAACUCCUUUGACAACAUGAUACAUACAGUUGGUUCCAGCAGUAGCUUUGAUUCUAGUAAAUUGGCUGAAACAAAGAUUGAGGCUGCGAAGGAUUGUAUAUCAAAAAUGUUUGACAAUCCUACUCAGAUUGGUUUUAAGAAUACUUCGUACCAACAGAAUACUCCAAGCUGUGUGCAAGAGGACUUGUUUGAUUUUAAUUUUACUUCUUUGAGCAGCAAGUUGGAGUCUCAGAAGCAUUCUACCAACGAUUUAAUUUGAAUGUGCUUCAUAUAACCAAGCACUGUUAAAUCGUUAUAGCAUGUAAUGUAAGA